This is a messenger RNA of Clupea harengus (Atlantic herring), 956 nucleotides long. RefSeq lists its product as uncharacterized. The record is from RefSeq and is a predicted model, not a curated record. Lineage: Eukaryota; Metazoa; Chordata; Actinopteri; Clupeiformes; Clupeidae. Gene Ontology annotation, biological process: response to bacterium.
UCAUCUGUGUGUGUUGUCUGUAGUUGGAUAUUAGUGGACGUAUUGCACAGAAUAAACUUGCAAGAAACUGUUACUUACUGUUUGAAUAAUGCUUUGGAUAUGUACAAUCCUUCUUAUCCACAUGUACAAAGCACAUGAUGUUAUUCAAUUAAAUCGAGUAACAGAAGCUGCACCUGGAGAUGCAGUGACUUUACAUUGCUUUUUUCCUGUGGCUUUCCAACAAGAAACACUGUCCUGGUACAAACAAACACUGGGACAAAAGCCUUUUUGGGUGGCUAGGUCUUUUAGAGCCACUACAUCCUGGAAUCCUUCGUUUUCUGAAGACUCUCAAAAUGGACGGAUUAACAUACAGAAGUCUGAGGGAACAUUCAAUCUGACCAUCGCAAACCUCACAUCAUCUGAUGAAGCAACGUAUUACUGCGCAGGGACAUUGCAUAAACAGGUUACAUUUGGAAAUGGAACGUUUUUGGCUCUCAAAGGUUUUAACCACAGCUAUAUUGAGGAUAGAGCAUUCUUCUGCGCAGUGGCCAACUGUGGACAAAUGAACACUGAAAAGAAGACAGUUUUGGACACAGAAAAAGCUGUGGAUCCUGUUGUCUAUGGGUUGGUUGCUGUGUCGGGACUGUGUUUUGUGCUCAUAUGUUCCUUAAUUUACCAAGACAGGAAACAUAAACAUGUCAAAGAAGUGAAGUCUCAGCAAGUUCACACAGACAGGUCCUUCAGAGAUCCAUCAAGUGGUCAGGAUGCUGAAGAACUGAUCAAUUAUGCUGCCUUGCACUUAUCGAAUAACAAACUGAAAAGAGGAAAGAAGAAGAAGGACCUUCCUAGCGAGAGAAUAUACUCCGAUGUCAGAGGUUAAUAAAUGUGUCAAGGCGCCUUCAGAUAACAAGUGGACCCCCCUCUUUGACCCACACCUCUCUUCUGAAAGACAACAAGCUGUCCAGAGUCGCUUAAGC